AUGGCCACCAAACUCAAGAGUGUUGUUACGAAGUUUACUGACAAAUUCACUGAGCACAAGCAUGAAUUAGGCCAGACUCUCACGAAUUGCAAUGACAAGAACUAUCGAGGAGGUUCAGAGAAGGACGUCGCUAAGAUCAUCGAAAGUGAAGAGUGGUCUGGUUCGGAGUCUGAAGAAGGACCAGACGGACCCCGACGCCUUCAGGCGGCGAAGAACAUAGAUGAUUUCGAGAACAACGACGACCCUGCAGAACUCAAAACCCUGUAUGGCCGACUACCACUUGUUCAGUCCCAAGAGGAGGCUCCCGACAACGAAGUAUGGCAGAGCGACUGGGUUUCUUUGAUAAAUGUUGGCCCGGACCACAUUGGCAAAGAGAUCUGUUUUCGCGCUAGAGUGCAUAUCGUCCGUCACAUGAGUGCGAAGCUGGCCUUCGUAGUCUUUCGCGAACAGACCACGACUAUUCAAGGCGUACUGCGCGCAGUCGAAGGUGGUGUCUCCGAAAACAUGGUGAGGUGGGCAGAACACAUCCGGACAGGCACCAUUGUUAUCGCCAAAGCAAGGGUGAAGGAGCCCGAACAGAUGGUCAAGAGCACAAGCACUCACCAUGCUGAACUUGAGCUUUUGAAGAUGCACGUGGUCUCGGCUAGAACAAUUCCAGUCCCUUUCAGCGUUUACGAAGCCGAUGCUGCCACGGAUGGCCACUCCAUAUCCGACCGAGUUAGACUGUCGAAUAGAAUCCUCGAUCUGAGAACACCGUCCGCACAAGCCAUCUUCAGAGUACAAUCAGCUGUAUGCAGGGCAUUUCGGCGCUUUCUCGAAGACCGCGAGUUUUUGGAGAUUCACACCCCAAAAAUACAAGGUGGCGCAACAGAAGGUGGUGCAGAUGUCUUCAAGCUCAGUUACUUCGGUCGUCCGGCAUUUCUUGCCCAGAGUCCGCAACUUGCUAAGCAGAUGUGUGUAUCUGCGGAUUUCCCCCGAGUCUACGAGAUUGGGCCCGUCUUCCGCGCUGAAAAUUCCAACACCCCUCGUCAUAUGACCGAAUACACUGGGCUGGACCUAGAAAUGGCCAUUAACCGACAUUACCAUGAAGCUAUGUGGCUAAUUGAUGCAACACUGAAAUACAUCUUCAGAACUCUGUAUGAGCGCCACCGCAACGACAUUGAUACCGUGAAACAUCAUUUUCCGCACGAUGAUCUGAUAUGGCUUGACAAGACACCGAGGCUCACAUUUGCUGAAGGGGCGAGGCUUCUGAACGAGUCAGGCUGGCAGAACGAGGAUGGAAGUCAACAAUCCGAGUACGAAGACCUAUCGACGAGGGCCGAGCGGCGAUUGGGAGAGCUGGUCAAGGAGAAGUACCACACUGACUAUUAUAUCCUGGACAAGUUUCCUACAGCCGCUCGUCCCUUUUACACUAUGUUGGACCCGAAAGAUGACCAGCUCACUAACUCGUUCGAUUUUAUGGUUCGGGGACAAGAAAUUCUUUCAGGUGGGCAACGUGUUCACGAACAUGAACUACUGAAAGAGCGCAUGGAGGCUCAGGGCAUGGAUCCGAAUGACCUCAAGGAGUAUAUGCAAGCAUUCGAAUGGGUGGCGCCGCCACAUGCAGGCUGUGGCAUCGGUCUCGAACGAUUGGUCUCACUCGUCCUGGACCUGGGAAAUUUGCGCUACGCUUCACUAUUCCCUCGCGAUCCGAAGAGUUUCCCGGCCAAAGCAGAACCCAACCUACGACAUCCCGACGACAAUACGCUGCAGAGACGCAAGGGUUAUCUUCCAGUACUGGAGAAUCUCGUCGCCAAUUAUGGCGAUGCAACCAAUACAUCAUGGAUGGACGACAGAUUCCAGAUUUGGCGCGAUGAGAGGACUGGUGCCGCGAUUGCUUACGUGCCAACCCACGAUCGCGCAAUCUGUGCAGGAAACCCGUUGUGCGAUCCGAGUCAAUACGAAGAUGUGAUUGGGGCAUUCUUGAAGUGGCUUCGAAAGGCGACCGACCUCAAACCCAUUUUCAUCCUUGUCGGCAAGGAGGCCGAAGACGUACUUGGAGAUAAACUAGGUUGGAAGAGCUUCACGAACGUCGCCGAACAGCGCGUCAACCUCGCUAACGAUGAGCACCUGAAUAUCGACACUGACGUCAGCCGGAAGAUCAGACACGCUACGAAGGAAGGUAUCAAAGUAACGGAUUAUGGCAGCGACGUGCCUGAAGAAACACGUCAAAAGGUCGAACAAUGCAUCAAAGAGUGGCAGGAGAAUCGCCAGGGAGAACAAGUCCAUCUGAGCGAGAUCACACCUUUUAGAGACGCGGCACAUCGGCAGUACUUCAUCGCCCAAGACACAACUGGCAAGAUUCAUUCUUUGGUCGUGCUCGCACAGCUGGCCCCGAGGUAUGGAGUCCAGGUGAAAUGGGCUCUGGAUUUCCCUGGAGCGGCAAACGGUGUGAUCGAGAUGACUGUACAAGCCGCACUCAAGACCGCUGCAGACUCUGGGUGCAAAUCAUGCACUUUCGGCGCAGGUGCUACCGCGAAAUUGAGUGCUGGGCACAACGUCGGCGGCGCAAGGUCAGCUACUUUGAACUCUUUAUAUCAGACCUUGGCUGCCAGGUUCAACCUGGAAAAGAAGACUGGAUUCCGGGCUAAGUUCAACACGCUCGACGAUCCGAUCUUCCUCUGUUACCCACCUAGAGGGCUGGGACCGAAGGGUGCCCGAGCGAUUGUCGAUUUCUUUCAAGGAAAGGGGUAG
Molecule: messenger RNA, 2733 nt
Organism: Exophiala viscosa
Lineage: Eukaryota; Fungi; Ascomycota; Eurotiomycetes; Chaetothyriales; Herpotrichiellaceae
Product: aspartyl-tRNA synthetase
Exons: 2
Coding region: 1-2733 (910 amino acids)
Biological process (GO): aspartyl-tRNA aminoacylation
Cellular component (GO): cytosol; cytoplasm; aminoacyl-tRNA synthetase multienzyme complex
Molecular function (GO): aspartate-tRNA ligase activity; RNA binding; ATP binding
Source: RefSeq, a predicted model, not a curated record